GUAUUUUAAAAAUAGACUCAACGUAAAAUAUUUCCUAAUAUUUUAUAUAGAUAGAUAUAAAUUGUAAGUACCUAAUAUCAGGACUAACUACAUAAUACACAGCUGUUGAUACCUUCUGCUUUUGGAUUUAUAGAGGUAAAUAGCUUUAAGGAGAUAAAUCUAAUUCCGUAAAAAAAAAAGUGAAGAAAAGCUUUUGUGCGUUAAGCUUCUUUUUUAGAACUUUUAAUCGCCGUUUUGAAUCCUCUAAGCUAGAGAGCCUCGUACAUUGUACUCAGCUCUAAUCCUACCAUGACACCAAAGCGACCUCCUUGGUGACUUUCUAAGCUCUUUCCAAUCGCCUAAGGUCCACUUGCCCUUCGCCCCCCGCCCACAACUGAGCUUGAUGCCUGAGGGGGUGAGAGAGAGAUUUCUUGUCGUGGAAUAUGCGGUGCGUAUGGUGUGGGUUUUACAGUGUCACGCCAUUCAGGUCGGGAGAAAUAUUGUUGGGGAUAAACAAUAUAUUGGGUGAGCAUGGGGAGGACAAUGUCAGUGAAUAUAUAUUGAUGAAUUACAUGGAGGUCGCUGCGUUUCAUUAAUCUUCUCAUGUGUAAUCCGCUCUAGGCUCAGGCCCAGUGGCGUGAGGGAUGCCAUGGAGGGUGCGGGAAAAACACUGUCCGGGAGCUUUGGGUGAAAAAUCACUUAUCAUUGCGUUUAUCACACAGGAUGGUCCACAUUGUCUCCAAAGAUACUCACAAGACCGGGCAAUAGGGGAGAUGAAAUUCAAUAACCUCCAGUGGUUGGAUUUUGGUUUGACAGGGGAAUUAAUUUUUAUUUCAUGCUACAUAGGCUCGAAGCAUAAACGUAUAUGUAUACACAGUGAGAGAGGAUCCCAAGUGAUGGCUCUAUUCUUUCGGCAGCUUCUAUCGGUAUUACGGCUCACCAGAGGAACUCUUAUGGGAUCCACUGUGGAAUUGACAAAAUGUCUCCAAAAAAAAAGGAUGGGAAUAUCUCGCUCAAGUCAUCCGGGGCAGGGGCAACCUCUUCAAUGGGGCGUAAUCUUCUUCUAAAUCCUUUGGUUGACUGGCCUAGGAUGAAAUGGGGACACAUUCCGCAUUCCCAUGCUUGGUACACACAUACACACACAGACCAAACCCUCUAUAUUUGCUUUCACAUGCGAGGCCCAAAUUGUAUGUGUCGAGGGACAUUUCAUCAACUUUCGAGCAAUUUUCUCAUCCCAAAGGAUAGGCCCUACGGGCAGGGGUUACCAGCCACCCUUGUUACUUUUAUAUCGUAAUCGUCUCGUUAACAUUUUAUCCCCUCAAGCACCCAAACGUCCCCCUCAACAUCACGGUCGGUGAUGAUGAUGGAUUCCAACAUCCGCAAUUUUCCCUCCCUCACUGCACAUCUUCACUACCUCCAGUCCAUCCCCACAUAGACAUUCAAUUUUAGACUCUUGCACGAAGAAUCAGCAGUCACCCUCUUUUUUUUCACUCACCCCAACGCACCACCCGGUGGAUGCUACUGCCCCAUGGGUACACCGUGACAAUUGAAUUCCGGCGGAAUUAAUCGCAUUGUUGUCACCAACGCCAACCUCUGACCUCACGCCGGCAUGUGGGAGCUUCCCGUCCACAAAUGGAGCAUAAUAAAAAUCCCGCGCGAAAAAAGGGAUGAAUGCAAUGUAUUUUUGCAUACAAAAGAGGAAAAGUUUUAUUAUUUAUUCCCCCCGUAUUGUUUUGCAAUGCUUUUCCCACCCUUUCGCGGUUAGGGGUAACGCAAACCACACCCAUGCCACAUAAAACCCCCAUUCUAUCUCAACUCGGGGAAUUUCUCACGGAUUGUGGAGAAGUUUUUUUUUUAUUAUUAUUUCAACAAAAUAUAUGCAUAUUUUAGUAUUUUAUUUUUAUAUAUUUAUUGGAAUGAAAUUUUUUGUGUAAACUUUUGUUUAUAAUUUCGAAUGAAACUUUUACUAAAAGACUCUGGGUAUGCGAAAAAUAAUGGGUAUGCUAAUAUUUUCCUCAGACUUGUACUUUUCUCAUUUAACGUUUUGCUUUGCUAUUUGGAGCAGGAAAAAAUGUUUUUUUUUUAUUUAUCUCAAAGAUAAUUGUAAUGAAACUUUAAAGAUUUUUUUUUAUUUUAGCAAUAAGUUUAGAUAGAAUAAUACAGUAUUAGGAAUAAAAUAAAUAGAUAAAAACACUUAAAAGCACAGCAUGUAGAAUCUCAGGGGUUAAUAAACAAUUUACAAACUAUUUUUGCAGACGUAUUUAGAAACGAAGUAAAAAUAUAUAGUUUGCUGAGCGAAAACACCACAAAAUUCAAUUUAGUCGGAAGAGCACUCACCCCCAACCCCUGAAGCAGAGUGUACUUCCCCAAAAUAACCAGCACAGAGUGACAAAAACUAACAAACUCAUUAUGCAAAUCCACGAACAAUAACCUCUAAAUUUUCAAACAAUAACCCUCAAAUAGCUACAGUGUAGUGGAGAAGAGUUCAUCGAUAAACAUUUUAACUAAAGAAAAAAAUAAUAUAAAGAGAAUAGUUUGUGCAUAAAACUUGAUAUAGAAAUUCAAUGGUGGUUUCCAACUGAAAAACAAUUUAAUCAACAAGUUCAUUAAGCGGAUGGAGUGAAAGUGGAGCAGAGAGUAGAAAGCCCCUCUUUUGGAAUCAGGCAGGUCUGUGUGUGACAAACGACAGUCAUGGCGAAAAAUUGCCACAGCUCCGCGAUGAUGGUGCACCUGUUGCUUCUCCUGGCGACCACCACUGUCGACUUGUGCCUCGGUGGAGCAAUCAGCCACACGAGUGGAGCCAAGGCAGAGCCCAUGUUUAUAUCACAAUCGGCUGCAUUUAAAUUCGUGGUCGGUGACACCAUUUCUCUACCCUGCGAAGUGACGCAUCCAGGCACAUACGUUCUUGCGUGGAAGCGCGGCAUUGCCAUCCUCACGGCGGGCACGGUGAAGGUCACACCGGACCCGAGGGUACGACUCGUGAAUGGGUACACGCUGCAGAUCAAAGAGGCCGUUCCCCAAGAUGCUGGGGAUUACAUCUGCCAGAUUGCGACGCUAGACCCUCGGGAGAUAACGCACCAUGUUGAGAUUCUGAUUCCACCGAAGAUCCAUCAUGUAACAUCCGGAGGACAUCUGCAGGUGAAGAAGGGUUCUCCAGUGCGCCUUGAGUGUUCCGCCACGGGAAAUCCCACCCCAAAUAUCACGUGGACACGGAAGAACAACGUACUGCCGAAUGGCGAGGAAAAAUACGUGUCGCCGGCGUACAUAAUUGAGAACAUGGACCGGCACAAAGGCGGCAUCUACAUCUGCACGGCAUCCAAUGGUGUUGGGCACUCAGCUUCCAGCCAAAUUAAUUUGCACGUUCUCUAUCCACCUGAGAUAUCCGUGGAGCGGCAGGUCGUGUUCUCGGGCGAGGGUCAGGAGGCAGCACUCGUGUGUAUUGUUCACGGUGAAGCCCAACCGGAGGUUAUGUGGUUUAAGGACACAAUGCAAAUCGACCAAACAGACCGAAUGAUUACGGAAGCACGAGGGGCUAGACAUACGCUAAUCAUACGAAAGGUGCACGCCAUGGACUUUGGGAACUUUUCCUGUGUCGCAGACAAUCAACUUGGGAAGAGUCGCAAAACGGUCACCCUCACGGGGAGGCCCAAUGUUGCCACAUUUAGAUCGGCACCAAAUAGCCAGUGGCGUGAUAAGUACAAUAUCUCAUGGACUGUGGAUUCUUUCACACCCAUUGAAGAGUACAAGCUCUACUAUAGGCCGAUCUUCUCGACUCAGGAGCAGAGUCAUCAAGUCUAUGCCCCUAAGCCCCGGACUCCAUUCAUUGCGGACCAAGCCCCUAGUCCGGCGUACGACACAUUCAACUACCACGCUGGGUAUGGGAAUGCCAUCCAUUGGGGUAAAAAUGAAUGGCGGGACAUUGUUCUACCCGCCAUCCCGCUAUCACAGCACUACACUCAAGGAAUGAGCUACGUGAUAAGAAACCUUGAUCCGGAUCAACAGUACGAAGCCAAAGUGCAAUCAAGAAAUCGCUUUGGCUGGAGUGAUUUCACCGAGAGAUUCCUCUUCACCACCUCCAAUACAGACACCGAAAUGAGGGACAUGAGCGUCACCCACUACAGCAGCCCCACGUCCGGAACGGGAAGUUUCUUCCGGUGGCGCCUGGGCGACGCCCUCAUCAUCCUCACCUUUGGGCUCUUUUCGUGGUCGUUUUAGGCCCCCAUUUCCCACCCCCAUUUUUCUACAUCACAGCGAGGGUGAAAAAAAAAUUGAGAGAGACACAACAAAAAACUGUAUGGUGCGGAUUCAUAAAAAAAGAGAAAAAAAUAUGUGUGAGUGUAAAGUGUGGCUCAUUUUGAAAAGUGGAUAUGAGUUUUCUCCUUUUUUUGUGCAAGAAUGAAAAGUUUCAGUUGAAUUGAAAAAUUUUCUCAUUAACGCAAAGAGUAGUUAAAGAAAAUUGAACUCUGUCAUUCACUUUAGGUAGUUGUAUAAUGAAUAAUAUUGGCACAAUGAGGCCAUGGAGGGUAAUUAAUAGUGUGCAUAUAAAUGAGAAAUAUUGAGGCGAAACAAUGGACUGAUGGGGUCUAGCAACGCCAGCACAGAGACGUCGCACUGAUUACAUUUCUGAAAAACUUUUAUGAUAAACGGUCUGAAGAUGCUUCAUUAGCAAAGUGAAGAGCAAACCCCGUCAAGAUUGAGAAACAAUGCUGCGGAGGAGGAAGUUUGGGUUCGCAUCGUGUUUUUCAUUAUCAUGCUGCUAAAGUGUGGAAUUUUUCUGCGGAAAGCUCAAGAAGAAAAAAAACUUCGUUUAAUGAAAAUUGAGUGUGGCAUCUCUAUGAAAAAAAAUUCAAUAUCAGAGACAAUGCAGCGUGUUAUUGAGUAAGUUUGCCGUGAAAAGCGCAAUGAACGGGAAGUAAAAUGUUAAUUUACGCGUUAAAAAUGAAGUCAAGAGACAAAUUCAUUUGAGAGUUUCAUGAAAGACAGGUAAAAGUUCAAUUAUGAGCUUUAAGUUGUCUAACUGUCUAUUAAAAAAAAAAGUGUACACAGAACAGUUAAACGUUGGAGAAUUUCCACCGAAGAAUUUAUGGAAAAUCAUAUGAAAUAUCUGUGGAUUAAAAACACAUUUAUAUUGCUGAGCAAAAUCAGAAGUGAAAAUGAUUUUCAUUGAAGGUUUUUAGAAAAAAUAAUUAAAUUUUACAUGGAAAAAUCAUGUGGAAAUUUUUCAAAGUUAUCCUUUGGCAAGUUUCCAAGUUUUAAUAUUUUCUAGACACUUAAAUCCAAUUAUUUUCUAGCUUCUGAGAAUUUUUUUUAAUAAAUUAGGGUUUUCCUUGCAGCACAAUUUUCAUGGGAUGAAAAAUGAAAUGUGAAAUUUGAGAUGAAAGCUCGCACAAGCAGCAUUGAUCAAUGAAUCCGGAAAACAAUGGAUUAAUCAAAAAGUUUUUAUGAGUGUGAGUGUUUUAAAUGAAAUAAAAAAAUAGAUAGAGAGAGAGUGCAAAAAGCUCCGUGUGAUGAGACAAAUUUAGAUGUUAAGGAGAUAAUCUUUAGAAGUUGUAAGGAAUUCAUAAUGCAUUUCGCAACAAAAAUUGGUGAUUCAUCCUUCAUAAAUUUAUUACGAAAAAGCAUAAAUAUUUCAGUUCACAUGCAUUCCCCCUUAUGUGGUGAGGAAAAACCACCCCAUCACCAUGAGCUGGACGCGCGAGAGUUUCUCGAAUACAGAGAAAUUAUCGCAUAAAUUUUCCCACGACAAAAGGAUUUCUCGGGCGAAACUUUUUGGGGGCACGGGGUGUGGGUGGAUGCCAAAGUUUUCCCUCCCAUGUGGAAAAGCAAGUAUCAUCAUCUUCAUCUUCAUCAUUGUGUCGUGACACACAGAAUUGACGUCGCUUUCAGUUACCGCACACACUCAGCUCAUCCAAGAAAACCCAUCGAGAACCCAACACAAUGCUCAUUACGUAAUAUUAUGUAUAAGAAUUAAAAUUAUAUACACAACUCACUGCGAAUACGAAUGGGAAUGAGGGCGAUACCGAAGACGGAGCCGUGUGCUAUGAGUCGGUGGGAGGAAGAUGAGAGCUCGUCUUCACCACUCACGCGGCUGCUGAAGGAGAUUUUAUAAGCACGGGUAGAGGGAUUUGAGGUAUGCGGUGUACACCUGCAAAAGGAGCUUUUACACAAAGUUUCAAAGCACACGAAGAAAAUGUCGAAGGAAGUUUAUUAUCAGAAACAUUGUCAAUUAAUUUAAUAAAUACCUUUAUAUUAGUUUACAGCCCCUUUUGAAGUCCUCAAUCGCUAAAUCUAACAUGAUUAUAAGGAAAUUAUUAGAAACAAAUAAUUCCUCAUGGAUAAAUUUAAUGCGCCACAUUUCUUUCAUUUUUAUUAAAAAAAAAAAUUAAAAUAUAAUACAAAGAAUAAUACAAGCGGUGUACACUGAAAUUCCACGAGUGCCCUUCCCCUUGACUUGUGUUUAAGGCUGGUGCGGCGUUGAAAAGAAGCGAGAGAAUUAAUUUUCGCAGUUUUCAUCUGCAUUCACAUAAAAUCAAUUUAAAUUACUCGUUACAAGGAGAAAGACUCAGAAUUAAUGUGUAUAUAGAGCGAAGUACAGCGGCGAUAUUUUGUAUGGUUUGCUAAAAGAAAAUAUCACUGUGCCAGGGCUUUAUUGUUUUCCAUUUUGUGAGAGUCCCUCUGGGAAGGAAAGGUAUUUAUAUACUUAUAUGUGUGUGUGGGUGUAUAUUGUAGCGAUAAUAGGAAAUUUACAGCCGAGCAGCUACUCCCGAAAACUUAAACAAUAGCAGAUGAAGAGCUCCUUCGCCCAUUUCUCAUGGGCGAAAGCUGAUGCUGCAGAGUUGAAAACGGAAGUUUUCCCGAAGCAUCCCCCCAACCCAUCCUGGAAGGGAAAUUUUUGAGUACUCCAGAUAGGAAUUUAUUUGCCCAUAAUGUAUUUUAUUAGUUUUCCACUCUGCAAUCUGUCUUAUCUACCCUUCAGCUUUUCAACCCUUCCCACCUCUCACCCCUUUCUGUAAGAAAAUUAUUGCAUUCCAAUAUUAUAUAUACUUUGCAUUUUGUACGAGAAUAAAGAAGAAAAUCGUGAACAUCAGCAUUAAACUAUCGCGAACAGAGAAGGGAAUAUUGCAAAAGAAAAAAAAAAUUAAAAUAAAUUCAUAAUAGCAUAAAGUCACAAAAGAAAAGUAAAAGAGGGUAAAAAAAAUUAUAUUGCGAGAUUCUGUGUAAAUAGUAUAUAGUAAUAAAUUAAUUAUAAACAAGCCUUAGUUUGGUAAGAGAAUUGCAUUAAAUUAAAGAGAAAAAAAAGAAAGAGAAGAAGAAAAAAAUGAAAAUGAAGAAAAAACUCUCAUUUCCAUGUUAAAUGUAAAUGUUUCUAAAAUAGUCAAAUACAAUGGAGAUUAAUUCAUAUGAUUAUAUUUUAUAAAUGUAUAAAAAGGUAAUAUAUUUAUUAGAUUAUAAACUAACAUGAACCAUGUUUUUAAAUGCUAAUAAACGUCACGCAAAACUCGAUCAGAAUCAUGAG
This is a messenger RNA of Lutzomyia longipalpis, 7495 nucleotides long. RefSeq names its product limbic system-associated membrane protein-like. Gene Ontology annotation, biological process: homophilic cell-cell adhesion; synapse organization. NCBI's taxonomy places the organism in Eukaryota, Metazoa, Arthropoda, Insecta, Diptera, Psychodidae. Gene Ontology annotation, cellular component: axon; plasma membrane; neuronal cell body. The record is from RefSeq and is a predicted model, not a curated record. The coding region runs from base 2671 to 4194 and encodes 507 amino acids. Gene Ontology annotation, molecular function: axon guidance receptor activity; protein binding. The transcript has 10 exons.